Messenger RNA from Galeopterus variegatus (Sunda flying lemur), 2354 nucleotides. It is a transcript of the gene PPHLN1, whose product is annotated as periphilin 1. Gene Ontology annotation, biological process: negative regulation of DNA-templated transcription; negative regulation of gene expression, epigenetic; protein localization to heterochromatin. The record is from RefSeq and is a predicted model, not a curated record. Gene Ontology annotation, cellular component: nucleoplasm. Lineage: Eukaryota; Metazoa; Chordata; Mammalia; Dermoptera; Cynocephalidae. The transcript is spliced from 10 exons. The coding region runs from base 563 to 1726 and encodes 387 amino acids.
GGUUAAUUUUACUGAAUGUGUUCGACGUAUCCAGCUCGGUAUUAGGCACUUCGGGAGCUACAAAAACAGGUGAAAAACAGGCCUUUCCUGGCAGAGAUCUCAGUCUAGCUGGGGAGACAAGGCCAGCUUGGGGAGAGUUGGAUUCAUAGAAUGACUCAUCUUGUGAACUGGUAUGGACAAGUGUUGAUCUUUUUGGUACCUUUUUUCUUCCUGUAAAUCUAUAAUGGGCACGCACUGCUUUUUCUCUAAAAGGCCAUAACGGGCCCAUCGUUCCUACAGAAAAAUCAGAAAAUAAUGCAAGGUAGUUUAUACUUAACUUCUACCCACCAGCACAUACAGACCAGGCCUCUAAUCCUGGGAGCCUGCGUGCCAGCAGCCUGGAACCCAGAGCCUUUCCUGGAGCCUGCACAAUCAAUCCAGACUGAAGCCGAUGUCUUCUAGAGAGGCGGAAGUGCAAUCCAACCAGGGCGCAGCUGAAUUUUGAGGCCUGCGUGCCUCCGCGUCCACCAGGGGACCGCUGGGACUAAUUCUGUUGGCAAACUUGUGGCCAGCCAAACCUACCAUGCUUCACAUCCCUGUUAUCCUUGGCUACCGCCCAAGAUUGGCUUUCAGAAGAGAUGAAAUGUGGUCUGAGGGACGAUAUGGCUAUGAAAGACUUCCAAGAGAACGAGUACCUCCUCGAAGUCAUCCCAGUGAUGGCUACCAUAGAGUAGUUAAUAUUGUGCCAAAGAAACCACCACUGCUAGACAGACCUGGUGAAGGAAGCUACAAUAGAUAUUACAGUCAUGUUGAUUACCGAGACUAUGACGAGGGCCGCAGUUUUUCUCAUGAUCGAAGAAGUGGUCCACCUCACAGAGGAGAUGAAUCUGGCUAUAGAUGGACAAGAGAUGAUCAUUCUGGAAGCCGGCAGCCUGAAUACAGGGAUAUGAGAGAUGGCUUUAGAAGAAAAGGUUUCUACUCUUCCCAUUAUGUGAGAGACCGGUCUCCUCACAAAAGAGAUACUCCUUUUUUCCGAGACUCACCUGUAGGCCGAAAAGAUUCACCACACAGCAGAUCUGGCUCCAGUGUCAGUAGUAGAAGCUACUCUCCAGAAAGAAGCAAAACAUACUCUUUCCAUCAAUCUCAACAUAGAAAGCCUGUGCGUGUUGGUGCCUCCUACAAACGGCAGAAUGAAGGAAAGCCAGAAAGAGGUAAAGAGAGACCUGUCCAGUCUUUGAAAACAUCAAGAGACACUUCGCCCUCAAGUUCUUCAGCAGUUCCUUCAUCAAAGGUGUUAGACAAACCCAGUAGGCUCACUGAAAAGGAGCUUGCUGAAGCUGCAAGCAAGUGGGCUGCUGAAAAGCUAGAGAAGUCAGAUGAAAGUAACUUGCCCGAAAUUUCCGAGUAUGAGGCGGGAUCUACAGCACCAUUGUUCAUUGACCAGCCAGAAGAACCUGAGUCAAAUGCAACAGAAGGCAUAGAAUUAUUUGAAGACAGUCAGCUAAGUGGUCGCUCGAAAGCGAUAGCAUCAAAAACCAAAGAGAUUGAACAGGUUUACCGACAAGACUGUGAAACUUUCGGGAUGGUGGUGAAAAUGCUGAUUGAAAAAGAUCCUUCAUUAGAAAAGUCUAUACAGUUUGCAUUGAGGCAGAAUUUACAUGAAAUAGGUGAGCGGUGUGUUGAAGAACUUAAGCAUUUCAUUGCAGAGUAUGAUACUUCUUCUCAAGAUUUUGGAGAGCCUUUUUAGAAGAUUAUUGCUCAGGCAAAAAAGGUUUCUAGAUUUUUUCCCCCUGGAUUGUGGAAAUCCUUAAUAUAUGGAAUUUUUGUGAUAAAGAGAAAUACUUUGAUAGUUGACCACAUUUCCAAUAUCAAAUCAACAUCUAAAAUUGUUUAAAAUAUUUGAAUUAGGAUUUUUUUCUACAUGUAAAGCGUCCUAAUUUAUACUACUUUUUUUUUGUAUUAUUUUUCCUGAAAUGAUGGGUCAGUUAAUUUUCAAGCUUUAAAAAAGCAGUCCUGGAGAACCGUUUUCUGUACUUUUGUUCUGUAGUCUUCCACAGUAUGUGAUCAUUUGGUUACAAGAGUGUAAUUUACAGGUUAGAGAUCAUUCCACUUAAACAUUAGUAGUCUUUUUGCAUUUCAUAGUGAAUGAUGCCAUGUGAAAAUGUUAGAAUUCUGAGUUGUGGUUUUAAUGACUUGUUGCUUGCUUUCCUUAGGCUUUGUAACUUUUAAUAUGGUAAAGUAUACUUUCCUAAUAAACUGAAUACUCUGGUAUAUAGAGAAUAUUUGCUUUGAGAAUAAUUCUCAUUCAGUGAUAAGAUAGAGCACUUAAAUCUCUGAAAGACACCUCAGAAUAAAAUCCUUUUUUCCAAGUUAAA